Molecule: messenger RNA, 2064 nt
Organism: Pichia kudriavzevii
Lineage: Eukaryota; Fungi; Ascomycota; Pichiomycetes; Pichiales; Pichiaceae
Exons: 1
Coding region: 1-2064 (687 amino acids)
Biological process (GO): DNA replication initiation
Cellular component (GO): nucleolus
Molecular function (GO): chromatin binding
Source: RefSeq, a predicted model, not a curated record
AUGGGAAAGAGAAGAGUCAAGAGAGCGUCAGAGCUGAGAAACGUCAAGCGGAGGAAGGAGGAAGAUUCCAAGCUUCAGUCUUCUGUCUUUUCAAGAGUUGAAGAUGAUAUUUCAGACAUUGAAGUAGACGACCAAAAUGAGGAGUAUAUGGAAGUGCCAGAGGAAAUUGAGGACGAAGAGGCCGAGGAUUACGAGCGGAUCCCUAGAGCGUUCAACGAUCCUGAUGCCAAUGGGGAGGAAGGAUUACCAAUUCGUAGAUCAGAUGGUACUUUGCAGAGACGGAUCAUUAUGAAAACAUCGAAACCCACGAACGAUGAAGCGGCGAAUGAUGAGGAAGAUGGUGUUUCUGGUGAGGAGGAGGCGGAAGAUCCUGAAACCAGAGAGGAGAAGCAAAGGCCCGGCGCUGGUGAAGAAUUUGACGAGGAAGCUGAUGAGUCUUACAAAGGGCUAACGCCAGAGGAGAAAGUCAUCAAGACCAAGGAGGACAUUGCCGAGAUGGCUCAGAACCUCAUUGAAAACCCAGAGGAGAACAUUUUACAGUUGUCAAGAUUGAGGAGGAUGUCUAAUUCCAAGAAUCCAUUGACAGCUAAACUUGCAAUAUUGGCAAUGGUUCCUGUUUUCAAAAGUAUAGCACCAUCGUAUCAUAUCAGGGCCUUGUCGGAAUCUGAGAAGAAGGAGAAAGUCAGCAGAGAAGUUGCAAAAUUAAGACUCUUUGAGCAGCAUUUGGUGUUGAACUACAAACAUUAUGUUGAACUACUGGCUGAAAAGGCAGCAAAGUUUUCAACACAGCCCAAGGUUACGUCAUUGGACGCAGAGAUGGGUAUCAUCGCAAGUAAUGCAGCCUGUGAGUUGGCCUCUGCCUUAAGGUAUUUCAACUUCCGGAAGGAAGUUCUCAAGAUCAUCACUAGAAGAGUAAUGAAAAAACCACAAAAUGAACAUGAAUUAAAAGUCUUCAAAAAGUGUGUAUCAACAUUGGAAGAGCUCUUAGUUGAAGACUCAUCUAAUGGUGAUAUCUCUUUAGAACUGGUUGUUCUUUUGUCCAAAAGUAUAAGGAGGAGAGCUUUCAACGUUGAUGAGUCUAUUAUCAACAUUUUACUCUCUUUAACCGUCUUGAAUGAUUAUUCACCAAAUUCCAGGGAAAAUGAUGAUUCUCCAAAACUCAAGAAAAAAGAUAGAAUCCAUUUGAGUAAGAAGGAAAGAAAGCAGCUGAAGGAACGUAAAUUGAUCGAUAAGGAAAUGAGAGAGGCAGAACAAGCUGUUACUGCUGAGCAAAGGGAGAAAAACCAAGCUCAGAUACUCAAAAUGUUAUUACUCUUUUAUUUGGAAAUCCUAAAAGCAAGACCGGUAAAAUUAAUGGCUGCAGUUUUGGAAAGUUUGUCAAGGUUUGGACAUAUGGUGAAUAUAGACUUGAUGGGUGAUUUCCUACAGGUUAUGAGAGAAAUUGCAGAAGAAAUAUUAAUCAAUAAAGAUUUGAACAGCAAUGAGGUGAGGCAGGUUCUAUUGUGCAUUAUAACAUCUUUCUCCUUGGUUGCCAAUCUGCCAUCAAGGAAGGUUGUUGUUGAUUUGAACAAGUUCGUCGAUUACUUGUAUUCUUUAUUGCCAAACUUGUCCCUCGACACAGAAAUUGAGUUUUCACAUAAGACAUUGAGACUUAUGGAUCCAUUAUCCUCGGAGUUGAAUAUUAAACCCUCUGUGAAUGUCUCAACCAAGGCAGAGUUACUAUUGAGAUGCUUAAAUGCCAUCUUUUUCAAUUCCAAGAGUGGAUCUAGUAAGCGUGCAUUGGCUUUCACCAAAAGACUCUAUCUAGCAGCAUUGCAUUUACCUGAAAAAUCAUCCGUUGCCUCGAUGAAGUUUAUUGAUAAACUGAUUGGCAGAUACGAUGAUAUUAAAACCUUGUACUCUACUGAAGAUAGAGUUCAAAAUGGCAUUUAUAAUGCUGAAAUUGACGAAACUGAAAGAGCAAAUACUGAAGUUGCUGUUCUGUGGGAAAAUGUUCUUUUAGAUAAACACUAUGCUACCAAUGUUGCAAUGGGCGCAAGACAUUUAUUUAAAAAUGCAAAAUAG